GCAACCAAUUUUUCCGUAAAAAAUUGUCUCUCCUUAUCCUCUUAUUCCCCCAUCGGCCGCCCCCGCUACCGGCCCGAGGCUCGCACCGCCACCCCCGCCUCAGGCCUCCCCGGCUCCGCCUCGGGCUCGCGCCGGCGGCCGCUGCCUCAGCCUCGGGCCUCCGCCUGCCUGGAGGCUCGAGCUCGCGUCGGCGGCCUUCGCCUCAAGCUCGCGCUGGCGGCCACCGCCUACGCCUCGAUCUCGCGCCGGCGGCCGCCGCUUCCUCCGCCUCGGGCUCGUACCGGCAGCCUCUGCUCGCGCAGCGGGCCUAACUGCCGACGACGGGGCGCCUAGACAUAUCAUCGAGCGACGGAUCCGACGCCCGCGCCAUCUCUGCCCUAUGCUGGCACCGGGCCGGCGCUGGAGAGGAGAUAUUUGGACCUAGCUCACUUGGCCGGAUUGUGCUUCCGGUUUAGUUCUGGUGCCUCGAAUCCAAGUCUCCCGUUUUCUUCGUUCCAUUACUGCGCAGUUUAUUUCCCAAGAAUUUGGUGGUUCGACUGAACCUCUAUGCCCCACGUGGAGUCCGCCGCUGCUUCGGACGGGCCGCCGCUACAGGACGCAUGGCACGCCGAGUUUCAACGCCUCGUCCCGCUGUGGGAGUCGCUGCGCAAUACAUCCGAGGUCAUUAUCCCAAUUUCAAUAUCUAGGGUGAACCAGUUUGAUGCUGCAAGACUAGAUGUUGAGAUGUCUGCCAUGUUGAAAGAGCAACUAGUCAAAGUGUUCUCUUUAAUGAAGCCAGGAUUCUUAUUCCAAUAUGAGCCUGAACUCGACGCUUUCCUCGAAUUCCUCAUCUGGAGGUUCUCGAUUUGGGUUGACAAGCCAACCCCAGGCAAUGCACUCAUGAACCUAAAGUAUAGAGAUGAGCGGGCAGCGCCCAUCACUGGAAAAGAAGUAAGAACAGGUUUGGAAGGACCUGGGCUUUCUGUUUCUCAAAAGAUAUUUUACUGUAUUAGCUUUGUUGGUGGCCAAUAUAUAUGGUCAAGAUUGCAGUCUUUUUCUGCUUUCCGUCGAUGGGGUGAUUCUGAACAGAGACCACUAGCACGCUGCACCUGGGGCUUAGUGCAAAAUGCUGAAGGAUUGUACAAAGCCGCUUCAUUCUUUAACCUGUUAUUGUUCCUUUAUGGUGGAAGGUACAAAACUAUCGUAGAAAGAAUUCUGAAAGCAAGACUUGUUUACGAGAGCCCCAACAUGAAUAGAGCUGUUAGCUUUGAGUACAUGAAUCGGCAGCUAGUUUGGAAUGAGUUUUCGGAAAUGCUGCUUUUGCUUCUUCCGCUCUUAAACUCGUCCUCAGUAAAGAAGUUCCUUCUCCCUUUCUCCAAAGAUAACUCGGCAGGUUCUUCUGGUGAUGAAGCAGAUUGUCCUAUAUGUCGGUCCAGUCCUAGCAUUCCUUUUGUAGCCCUUCCAUGUCAGCACAGGUACUGCUAUUAUUGUCUACGCACACGGUGUUCCGCUACGAGUUCUUAUAGAUGCCCACGUUGUAACGAGGUGGUUGUUGGAAUUCGAAGACAAGGAUCAGUUUAGUUUACUUAGUCUGGUUCAAGAAUUCUUGCCCAUGUACACAAGACUAGCCCCAUUGAUCUUCGUACCUAAAAGUUUAGAUGCCCCCAUCGAGGAUGUGCAUCAGGACAUGUACAUUUAAUGGCCCAAGUAUGAACAGUUUUGAUGCCAUGAAUGCUAGUUGUAUAUGGAAUGAAUGUCACAUUUGUAUUUUAUUGAGUAAACUCUGCACAUUGUACACAGCUGUC
This is a messenger RNA of Panicum virgatum (switchgrass), 1784 nucleotides long. Its product is annotated as peroxisome biogenesis protein 2-like. Gene Ontology annotation, cellular component: peroxisomal membrane. Bases 547 to 1560 code for a protein of 337 amino acids. Gene Ontology annotation, biological process: protein import into peroxisome matrix. The transcript is spliced from 8 exons. Gene Ontology annotation, molecular function: zinc ion binding. The record is from RefSeq and is a predicted model, not a curated record. Lineage: Eukaryota; Viridiplantae; Streptophyta; Magnoliopsida; Poales; Poaceae.